Messenger RNA from Melanotaenia boesemani (Boeseman's rainbowfish), 3618 nucleotides. RefSeq names its product protein tyrosine phosphatase receptor type Nb (gene ptprnb). Gene Ontology annotation, molecular function: protein tyrosine phosphatase activity. The record is from RefSeq and is a predicted model, not a curated record. Gene Ontology annotation, cellular component: secretory granule. The coding region runs from base 122 to 2953 and encodes 943 amino acids. The transcript has 23 exons. Gene Ontology annotation, biological process: protein dephosphorylation. Lineage: Eukaryota; Metazoa; Chordata; Actinopteri; Atheriniformes; Melanotaeniidae.
CCCCAUCCAUCUGUCCUCCUCCUCCAGCAGCAGCCUGUCUUCAGACAUGGAGAGCUGGUAGAGGCGGCGCAGCAGCGGCGGUUCUCCCCUCCUCGCUCCGGUGGAUGUUGUUGUGUGUACCAUGAGGUCUCCGCGGCUCCGGUCGGCUCUGUGCCUCCUCCUCCUCACCGCCUCCUCCUGCUCCGCCACCAGACACGGUUGUUUGUUUGAGAAGAAACUUUGUCCCAGAGAUCAGCUGUGCGGUGAUGAUGGUUUGUUCGGACAGUGCCAGGCUCCUCACCAGGACCCUGUCCAGUACCAGGUGUCCGUCCCGGUCCUGCACAAGCUGCAGGAAGUCCUCAAAGACCUGAUGGUGCAGGGUCUGACCUGGAAGGACGACUUGACCCAGAUGAUCAUCAGUCAAGAGCUGAGUCAUGUUCCCACCGUCACUUCUAAACAUCAGCAGAAGUCGCCCGUACAGCUGUUGGGCCCCAGUCCACCAAAGGUUCAGGGUAAGGAGCCCUCUGGAGCUGAUCCAGAGAUGAUGCAGCAGUACAUGGACUACCUGGUGCUUGAUCCGUCACGGUCCUCCGUUCACAUGCAGACACCCCUGCUAGACCCGUACACCUACCACAAGCAGCAGUACGGCUACCAGGAUGAGGAGGAACGCUCCCUCAACUCCCUGGACGAUAACUCAGCCUUCCCUCACUCCAGAUCUCCAGGAAACUCUCUGGACCGGGACCGGAAGCUCCUCCAGGACUUGGUGUCGUUAUUACUCACCUCCCCUUCAUCGUCCUCAUCAUCCUCCUCUACCUCGCAGUCGCGCCUCAGAGGAGCAGCAGCAACAGGCCUUCCCUCUUCACUGGCCUCCUCCUCUUCCUCCUUCUUCCCAGAGCUGGACUUCCCUCUGGACUACGGCGAGGAUUACAUUUCCCAGGUAACACAGCUCCGCGAGCAGCCGCAGCAGGAGCAGGCGGAGAAGAAGGCGCAGAAGGAGUAUGACGUCCUGUCGGGACUGGACGAGCGCUCUCUGCAGAGACUGGCUCUGCUGCUCGACCACUACGGCCUGGACAUGAAGGAUUUGUCUGACGAGCAGAAGGAAAACCUGCCGGCUGCUCUGAAGCAGCUGCAGCUGGAGAGCUCCUCAUACGGCCAGAAGCAGAGCAAAGAUAAAUAUGGAAACAACGGCGAUUCUGGGAAGAAGGUUUCAGAAGGUUCAAUGGCCUACAAAAAGGUUGGACAGGAGGCUCCGCCCACCAACGUUAAACUAGGCGGGGCUCAGAAGGAGGCCACACCCACUGAUGGAUUGAACCAGGACAAAGCUGGACAGGAGGAGCCGGGGGGUCAGGUGCAGGAAUUCGGCUACAUCGUCACCAAUCAGAGCCUCCUCGGUUUGAACGACGGGGUGCGGCUGCUGGUGCUGCUGUCAGAGAGGAUCGGCCUCUCCACCGACUCCUUCAGCAACAUCAGUGUGGUGGGACCCGCCAUCACUUUUAGGAUCAGACCCAACUCCAAGAACCUGACGGCCGCAGACUUGGCCAACAAAGCAGUUGCAGAAAAAAACUUUUUGGAAUCUGAGGCAGGCCUGAAGGUGCUUCAGAGUGGUGUUGGAGAGAAAAAUGAACCGAAGUCAUUGCCCCUGGCAACAAAAGGACAGCCCAGCUCCCGCCGGGUGUUUGCAAUGCUGGUGGCCAUGGCCUGCUUUGGCAGCGUCCUGGUGGCAGCCAUGACCAUCGCCUGCCUGCGUCACCAUGCGCACAGACUGGCAGCAAAGAAGCUAGGCCUGGGACCAGAGGGAGGCAGCUUCAGCCACCAGGAGUACCAGGACCUGUGUCGCCAGCACAUGGCCUCCAAAGGCGCCUUUGGACGCCUGGAGGCUGCCGCCCUUGGUGCCGUGGGAGGAGCAAGUGGAGCAGGUGGAGGUGUUGCAGGAGGAGGUAUUGGUGCCGGGGGAGGAGUGGGAGGGGCAGCGGGAGGCGGAGGCACCGACUCAAGGGUGAGCAGUGUGUCAUCCCAGUUCAGUGAUGGUGCCCAGCCCAGUCCCAGCUCCCACAGCAGCACGCCGUCCUGGUGCGAGGAGCCAGCGCAGGCCAACAUGGACAUCUCCACUGGUCACAUGAUACUGGCUUACAUGGAGGACCACCUCAGGAACAAGGACCGUCUGAUGAAGGAGUGGGAGGCUCUGUGCUCCUACCAGGCCGAGCCCAGCGCCGUCUCCGUGGCUCAAAGCGACGCUCAUGUCAAGAAGAACCGCUGUCCCGACUCUGUGCCCUAUGACCACUCCAGAGUGAAGCUGAAAGCGGAAAUCAACCCUUCACGGUCCGACUACAUCAACGCCAGCACCAUUAUUGAACAUGACCCCCGGAUGCCGGCUUACAUCGCCACCCAGGGCCCCCUGUCACACACAAUCUCUGACUUCUGGCAGAUGGUUUGGGAGAACGGCUGCACCGUGAUCGUGAUGAUGACAGCUCUGGUGGAAGAUGGAGAAAAACAGUGCGAUCGCUACUGGCCUGAUGAAGGGUCUUCCCUCUACCACAUCUAUGAGGUCAACUUGGUGUCCGAGCACAUCUGGUGUAACGACUUCCUGGUGCGUAGUUUCUACCUGAAGAACGUGCAAACCCAGGAGACUCGCACGCUCACGCAGUUCCACUUCCUGAGCUGGCCGGCACAGGGCAUCCCCACCUCCACCCGCCCCCUGCUGGACUUCCGCAGGAAGGUGAAUAAGUGCUACCGAGGACGAUCCUGCCCCAUCAUUGUGCACUGCAGCGACGGUACAGGCCGCACUGGGACUUACAUCCUGAUUGAUAUGGUUCUGAACCGCAUGGCUAAAGGCGUGAAGGAGAUUGACAUUGCUGCAACACUGGAGCACGUCCGAGACCAAAGGCCCGGGAUGGUGCGCACCAAGGACCAGUUUGAGUUUGCGCUGACAGCGGUCGCCGAGGAAGUGAACGCCAUUCUCAAAGCUUUGCCCUAGUGAAAUCACCGUGUGACGGACUGAAGCCCCGUACUCAGACCUUUCUUUUCGCUGUGCUGAUGAAGAGUGGUGCUUCUUUCUGCACACCAGCUGAAACUAUGAACCUCACAACAUUACAAAAGAAGGCUUAUGUAUAGCUCAGAUAUGAUGUUUUAAAAGAAAAAAGAAACAACAGGGAGUUAUCAGAAUGGGGAAUUGUGUUGUUAAUUGGUUUAGAAUAUUAAAAAAAUAUUACCAUGAACUCUUCUCUUCUGACUGCAUGUGAAUGCACCACAAACCUUUAAACAUCACAUUUUUCUUCCCUAUGCCGUGUUAACCUUCUUUUCUUCCUUCUCUGUCUGGUUGAACUUGUGUUGCUGUUGAUUUCAGACUUAUAGAGGAAGCUAAAUAAAACAAAACACUUGCAUAUUGGAACGACUUUAAAAUUUCAGAAAGCUCAGAGUCCUUAAAAGAUGAAACUGAAUGUCCACCUCCUGCUGCAUCCCCUUCACACAACUAACCCUGCAGAAACAGAUAAAUAUUUGUUUGACUGUGUGCCAUUCGGAAGACGUUCUGUCUCUGGUUUGUUGUUGUUUACCUCAAGCAAAACAGAAAAUGAAAUGUAAAAAAAAAAAAAAAAUGCUAUUUUGUAUCUGUGAGUCCUAUAAUAAAUUUCUUGGUUUUUA